This is a messenger RNA of Daphnia magna, 2018 nucleotides long. RefSeq names its product pickpocket protein 28. Bases 78 to 1742 code for a protein of 554 amino acids. Lineage: Eukaryota; Metazoa; Arthropoda; Branchiopoda; Diplostraca; Daphniidae. The record is from RefSeq and is a predicted model, not a curated record. Gene Ontology annotation, biological process: sodium ion transmembrane transport. Gene Ontology annotation, molecular function: ligand-gated sodium channel activity. Gene Ontology annotation, cellular component: membrane. The transcript is spliced from 11 exons.
CAACCGUCUGUCAUGCGACUACUCCGGCUUGUAUCUAGUUGAGUUUCGGCAGCGUAAUCAUCAGAUGCAGCCCAGCGAUGACAAGGGAAAGAUACUUUCCUCGCAAUCAAACGUCACUAGGAAAAAAUCCUGACGCUAACAAGAAUUGGAAUCAGGACAAUGGAGUUGCUGAAAUUGCUGAUGAAUUCUUGCGUAAUACAUCUAUACAUGGAAUGAAGUACAUAGGAGAGCGAAACAGGCCCGUUUUCGAAAGAAUAUUAUGGCUGUCACUUGUGAUCGUCGGUUGCUGCGUUUCUGUAUGGAUGUGCUAUCUGGAAUGGACUAAAUGGAGCGAUUCAUCUAUUUUAAUUACUCGCGAUCCAUCAGUGGUCACUCACGACCCAAUGAACUUUCCUGUUAUCACUAUGUGUAGCACUAACAAAAUCUCUAAAAAGAAAUUAGCCGAUGUACUUCAAGAACCAAAGUAUAGUUGGAUGAAUUAUUCGUCCCUGGUAAAAACAAUUCGAUACAUGACAAAAUUCGAUGGCCUGUUAAGCGAAGACGAAGAUGAUGACUUCCAACAACUGCUUCAAGAGCUCACCAAACAUGAUAUUGCAAUAGCAGAUUUAGUUGAGGUUGUCCGUCAGGUGCCACCUGCUUGCAAAGAUAUGGUUGUUGAUUGUCAAUGGAAAUCGAGUGUUGUUGCUUGCGAGCAUAUUAUGUCUCUUAGGCUAACUGAUGAUGGCUACUGCUGCUCCUUGGACGUCGCCGCUCUUGACAGCGAUGUUGAGAAUAGGUUUGCUACAAAGUCGACUAGCACGGUUUACAAUUAUGGUGUUCAUUCCGCUUUACGACUCAUACUUGAUCCUAACUUGAACGACAAUGCUCUCAGCACUGUCAGUAUUGAUGGUUUCAAGAUUCUGUUGCACAACAAAAAUGAAUUUCCGGACGUGACUGAACGCGGAUUCAUUGUUGGAUCAGGCUACGAAAAUUUUGUAGCUCUUAACCGUUUUUCAGUCAGUUACACGCCAGCUGUCCAAGCCGCACCUUUCGACCGACGUCAGUGUUAUGUUGACGGUGAAGGAUCCCUAAAAUACAGCCAAGGUGUUAACUACACUCGCUCCAGUUGCCUUUUCGAGUGCCGUGCUGAAAAGAUCCUACAAGCAUGUCACUGCUUACCUUAUUUUAUAAAAGUAAGCGUUUCAGCUCCCACCUGCAAACUGCAAGCCUAUCCUUGUGUUACCAAAUUCUAUGUUCGAGCUAUUGUCACGGCAUCAGUUACUGUAAACUGCAUGUGCCCGGCCACCUGUAAAGACCAAUGGUUCACAACGGAAAUUUCUUCAGCUCCUUUAUCUCCUACGGGAUUUCCGGCAACGAGGAAUUUCAAGCGAAUAUCAAAAAAUAGAAAUAUGGACGCUAAUUACAGUGUGAAGCUGAUUGGCCUCCGCGUAUUCUUCAAAUAUAACGCUGGUGAAAGUUUUACAAUGGACGUUCCAUUUGGCAACAAAGAACUUUUAGCUUCCGUUGGUGGUAUAUUGGGUCUCGGCCUUGGUUUCAGCAUCAUUAGCGCAAUUGAACUGUGCUAUUUCCUGUGUUGUGGUUGGUUUUUUCGCACAAAACGAAGCAUGCCAAAAACCAUUGCGAAUUUGCCGAGCAGUUCUAAAUUUCUCAGAAAUCAGCGUCGGCGACCACCUCCAGUAAUCAAAGUUUUCCCUGAUUCUAGGGUGGCAACCAUCGCUUGGCCUAACACUGUUUCUAAAUGAAGGAUUAUCUUUGUUGGCAUUUAUGAAUUAUUCUUAAGUUUUUAAUGUAGGAAGAUAAUCAAGAAAAAACGAAGUUGAUACGUUAAUUUUAACGGUGCCACACCCUUCUGCAAUAGUCAAACUUGUUUACUCGUCUAAAAGCAUUAUGAUAUUGAGAAGCGUUCGACACUUCAACACACACUCAGUUGUCUAAUAAAUUAGAAAAUUUUCGUUCUGUUAUACUUCCCGACGCCCAAUGGAACACUUUAUAAUACAUGUCCAAGAUCGCCAAACGCA